AUGAUUUAUAUUGCAUUCGGAACCAUUUAUACGCGGGAUUUACUGAUUCAAUUAAAUGCAUUGCAAACGGAAGUUCGUCAUAUUGCAUUUCUUAAAGUUCACAAAGCGGCUAGUACAACUAUACAGAAUAUGAUGUUACGUUUUGGGACGGAAAGAAACUUAACAUUUAUCAUUCCAGCUGUUGGUACAAUACAUCCAAAUGUAAUAAGUAUAAACGAAACCGUCACGUCGAACAAUAUUCGGCCAAUGCCAUUAUUAUCCACCCGUUUUGAUAUUUUAUGCUUACACGUUUUAUAUAACAGGACAGCGUUUGAACACAUUCUUCCAAAUGACACUGUUUACAUUGGUACACUUCGAGAUCCGUUUGAACACUUUAUAUCAGUAAUGUAUUACUUUCCAAAGUUGUUUGAAAGAUUUAGGAUAUCUGGACCUAGAGCAAUAACAGAUUUUCUUGAAGAUCCAGAGAAUCAUGACGUAUCUUUAUCAAUUGAAAAAUAUACUUUUUACAGUUUAACUAGAAACAGAAUGGCGAUAGAAUAUGGUUUUCCAUUAGACCUUCUUUUAAAUUCCAGAUCUAGAAGAAACGAAAUUCAAAGAUAUAUUGAGCAGCUUGACAAAGAAUUUGCAUUGGUUAUCAUAGUUGAACAUUUUGAUGAGUCUUUGGUUUUGUUAAAGCGAGUUUUGAAAUGGUCUACAAAGGAUAUACUUUAUACCAGAAAAAAUGUGAAUAUUUACAAAGAUAACAAACAUAUCAAGGUUGGUGAGAAUGAUCGGAUAAGGUAUAGACAAUUAUCUAACAUAGAUUUCACGCUAUAUAGACAUUUUUACAUCAAACUUUGGCGCCAAAUUGAAAUGGAAUUAUUGUUUCACGAAGAAGUGUUGUAUUUCAAAACUAUCAGAAAGGAAGUAGAAGACUUUUGUCAUAAUUUCAAUCGAAAUUCGGCAGUUCUUACGAUUCCAUCGUCAGAUUGGACCGAGAAAUUUGAAAUAUCUCAAGGCACUUGUGACUCAUUCGUUAUUUCUGAAUUGGAUUUUGUAACAAAAAUAAAAGAGAAGCAAUAUCCAAGGGCAAAAUAA
Messenger RNA from Mytilus trossulus (common blue mussel), 1077 nucleotides. RefSeq names its product galactose-3-O-sulfotransferase 2-like. Gene Ontology annotation, molecular function: galactosylceramide sulfotransferase activity. Gene Ontology annotation, biological process: glycolipid biosynthetic process. The transcript has a single exon. The record is from RefSeq and is a predicted model, not a curated record. Bases 1 to 1077 code for a protein of 358 amino acids. Gene Ontology annotation, cellular component: membrane. NCBI's taxonomy places the organism in Eukaryota, Metazoa, Mollusca, Bivalvia, Mytilida, Mytilidae.